AUGUCGGCCGGGGGCGAACACCUCAAAGAUGAAGGCACCAAGCGCCAGGUCGUGCUGGCCGGGGGAAUUGCAGGGCUGAUAUCACGCUUCUGUAUUGCGCCGCUGGACGUCGUAAAGAUCAGGUUGCAAUUGCAAAUCCACUCGUUGUCAGACCCUGCCUCCCAUCUCAGUGUCAAGGGGCCUAUCUAUAAGGGCACGUUGUCCACCAUGCGCACGAUUAUGAAGCAAGAGGGAAUCACUAGCCUCUGGAAGGGCAAUAUUCCUGCCGAAAUGAUGUAUGUCUGCUACGGCGCGACGCAAUUCACCGCGUAUCGGGGAACAACCCAGGCCCUCGCUCAACUCGGCUCCUACCGACUCCCUCAACCCGUCGAAUCCUUCAUCUCCGGAGCAGUGGCAGGCGGGUGUGCCACAGGAGUAACGUACCCACUUGACCUCCUCCGCACCCGAUUCGCCGCACAAGGCCCGGACCGCGUGUAUCGCUCGCUACGCGCCUCAGUUGUGGAGAUUGCCCGACAUGAGGGCAUACCUGGAUUCUACCGUGGAUUUUCUGCCGCCGUGGCGCAAAUUGUGCCAUACAUGGGGCUCUUUUUCACAACAUAUGAGGCGCUUAGGCCAGUUAUGACCUGGGACGCUCUGCCGUUGGGUACAGGGGAUGCCGCAGCCGGCGUGGUGGCCAGUGUACUAGCUAAGACGGGUGUGUUCCCGCUUGACCUAGUGCGUAAGCGCUUGCAGGUACAGGGCCCAACAAGGACGCGGUACGUUCAUCGCAAUAUCCCAGAGUACAAGGGCGUUCUCCAAAGUAUUGCCAUGAUUCUUCGCACACAGGGCGUGCGUGGUUUGUACCGCGGCUUGACAGUCAGUUUACUCAAGGCGGCGCCGGCAAGUGCGGUAACAAUGUGGACCUAUGAGCAUGCGCUGAAAGUCCUUCGGGAGCUCAACGUCGGAGCUGAGAGUUGA
Penicillium griseofulvum is the source of this 957-nucleotide messenger RNA. Its product is annotated as thiamine transporter TPC1. Gene Ontology annotation, biological process: thiamine pyrophosphate transmembrane transport. Gene Ontology annotation, molecular function: thiamine transmembrane transporter activity. The record is from RefSeq and is a predicted model, not a curated record. Bases 1 to 957 code for a protein of 318 amino acids. Gene Ontology annotation, cellular component: mitochondrial inner membrane. Lineage: Eukaryota; Fungi; Ascomycota; Eurotiomycetes; Eurotiales; Aspergillaceae. The transcript is spliced from 2 exons.